AUGCCGUCUACUGGCCGCGUCGCGCUCCUCAUGAUUGACUGGCAGCGCGACUUUCUCGACGAGGGCGGCUUCGGCCACUGCCUCGGCAACGACGUGGCUCCGCUGCGCACUGCGCUCAAGCCCGCUGCCGCCGUACUCGCGGCCGCGCGUGCCGCGGGCGUCACCGUGGUGCACACGCUCGAGGCGCACACCGCCGAUCUCGCCGACUGCCCGCCGGCAAAGCUCACUCGCUGCCCCGCCAUCGGCACCGUCCUCGACGCUGCCCGCGGCCGCGUUCUCGUCGCCGGCGAGCCGGGCAACGCGAUCGUCGACGAGGUGGCUCCCGUCGCCGGCGAGCUGAUCGUGCACAAGCCGGGCAAGGGCGCCUUCUUCAACACACGGCUGCACGACGAGCUGCAGCGCCUCGGCGUCACGCACCUGCUCCUGACGGGCGUGACGACCGAGGUUUGCGUGCAGACGAGCAUGCGAGAGGCCAACGAUCGCGGCUACGAAUGCCUCGUGGUGGCCGACGCGACGGAGAGCUACUUCCCCCAGCUGAAGCGCGCGGCGCUCGAGAUGAUCGUCGCGCAGGGCGGCAUCGUCGGCUGGGCAGCGCCCUCGGCCGAUGUGAUCGCCGCCCUC
Molecule: messenger RNA, 621 nt
Organism: Emiliania huxleyi CCMP1516
Lineage: Eukaryota; Haptophyta; Isochrysidales; Noelaerhabdaceae
Exons: 2
Source: RefSeq, a predicted model, not a curated record